Molecule: messenger RNA, 5176 nt
Organism: Didymodactylos carnosus
Lineage: Eukaryota; Metazoa; Rotifera; Eurotatoria; Philodinida; Philodinidae
Source: the annotation of a GenBank genome assembly
CGGGUCUUAAAGGGCCCUCCGCCCAAAUCCUUUUAGCCUUUUUGCCUACUCGAGGUCCUCUAUCGAAUGAUGUAUGAACGAACGAAAUCGGAGCCGGACACCUGGGGCGGUUCCCUCGUCAGAAGAAUUUUUAAUCGUCUAAACUACUUCUUGUUUUUUUAUUUAGUAUGAUUUGUAUUCCAUGUUUUAUUAUCGAUUACAUUCAUUGAUUAAACAACAAUUAGUUAAUGGAAACACUUUUCAAAGUCGAAUUAUUUAUGUUCAUUGUUUACAUGUGUUUUGUGUACUCGUUAAUACCAUGCCGUUUUCAAAUGAAGUAAUAUAAUUUCUAAAACAUAUAAUGCUUCUGUUCUAUUAUUUUUUUUUCUAGUUAUCAUCUCAACUUCCACAAGAAUUUAAUGAAAUUCUCUAUUAUAUCCUUAUGGAUGAAUGUUUUCAUAUAUCCUAUCCAUUAUUACGAAAUAGUAUUAUUAAAAUAGCUGAACAAAUUGAUCCCGAUAAUUAUCAUGUUUAUAUUGAAUCAGACAAUGUUUGUCAAUCUUUUACGAGUGCUUGUCAACUGUUAUCACUGAAUGAAAAUGAUACACAAAAUACAAUGAAAAUUAUCAAUUUGGCAGAUGUCGCUUUACUUGGCAUACCAUAUCAUUAUAAUUUUACUGUUAUUAAACGAUUUAUUAAUGCUUGUUCUCGUUUACAUAUGGAAAGUUCAAUAUAUGAUAAAUCAAGUAAACAACAUUCGAUCGAUAUAUUAUUAAAAUAUAUGAAACACGAACAACCUCAAAUUCGUACAUCAGUCUAUCAUUCAUUAGCUAUGCUUAUAACAAGUCGAUUAUCAAUUGAUGAAACAACAAAACCGAAAAAAAAUUUAGCUUCAAAUCAUUUUAAUUCAACAGCAGCAAAUUAUGAUGAAACACAAUUUUUAAUUAAUAUUCGUCUAUUAACCGAUAUUGUAAUUAGUGGAAUGAAUGAUUUAGCAACAAAGGUAUCCGAUUAUUCACGCUUAAUUUUAUUACAUUUACUUCAAUGUAAACUUCUUGUAUCAAAAACAUUCUGGAAAAAUUUAAUAACAAUAAUUGGAUUAGUAUUACCUCAACUACAGUGUUAUAGUAGUAAAAUUGAUCCACUUGGCCAAUGUAUCCUACAUUUAUCCUCAGAUACUGAUAUUGAACAAUCAAUAUUUACUUUAAAUCAACGCCUUCAAGCCUCAUUUAGAUAUUUAUUUUCAAAAGAUAAAGAUGUAAGAAAGGCAGGUUAUCGACAAUGUGUGGGCUACUUGUUAUAUGGAACAAAAAUUAGAUUAGAUGAUUUUUAUCAACUUUAUUCGGCUGAUAAUGUAUGUGAUUUAUUUAUAAAACAAUUUCCAUCAAAUUUAGAUAAUUCUAUCGAAUCAAAAGAAUUAAUUAAUAUUGAAAAAUUUUUACGAGUAUAUACAAUAUUUUCAUCAACUGAUACAAUUGAUUCAAGUGUAAGAAAAUCGGCACUCGAUCAAAUUUCUACAAUAUUGCAAGAUCCUUCAUUACAUACAUCAUUUUUAACACAUGGUGGUUUCGAAAAAAUUCUUCAAGAACUUCAAAAUAAUUUAAAAAAAGAUUCUAUUAUUUGUGAGAAUGAUUUUCAUUCUACUAUUACAUCAUGUGUCAAAAUAAUUCGUCUAUUAACACAGUACAAUCGUCAAUUACAAAAAAAGUUUUCAUAUGAUAAUGAUCUAAUGAAAUUAUUGUUCAAAGUUGCCGUAUGUUGUCAUGAUGAUAUUGAAAUAUGUUAUAAUAUUGGUCAUAUAUUGACAUUAUUACUAUUUGAUAAAACAUUAAAUUCGGAUCAAGAAGUUUCCUCACAAUCUUUUUCUGUAGAUUUUUUAAUGGCAAAAUAUUUUCAAUUUCCAUUUCGUGUUCAACUCGAUACGUCACUUUCAUCAUCAAUAACAACAACAACUACAAUAAAAAAACCUGAUCCAUUAUGUGAACCAAUUGUACAACAAAAAUUUCGGUUUUUUUGGAAUGUCUUAUGGCAUGGUUCAAUUGAUCAAUUAGAUAAUGAUAUGGAUACGAGUUCCUACUCAAAAGAUAUGCAAGUGGAUUUUGAAUCGUCGAUGAUCUUAACUGAAUCUGAUCGAAAAUGUUUUUCAUUAACCUAUCCUAGACGAACAAUACGUUUACAAUUAUCAUUACUUAGUGAAGCGGAAAAUCAUUCAUCUGUAAUUGAAACAUUACAAGGAUUAACUUGUCUACUAUUAUUAUCAAAUAAUAAUGUUCAUUUAAUUGAAUACAAUCAAUUAGGAAAUUUACUUGAUCAGUAUGUUUUAUCUUUUAUAAUAAUCAUAGAUAUAUUUGUUUUUUAUUUAUUUCUCACCUUGUCUGUUUCUUUUUUGAGUUAUCUCAAUAUAGCUCCAUCAUCAUCAAACGAUGAAAAACUAUUACAAACAAUAUUUGAAACACUUGAAAUUAUUUCAGUAUGCUUUUUAAAUUCAUCAACGGCACAUACUGAUUAUUUUGAUUGGAUAAAACAUGUUUUAUUGAAUCCAUCAGUAUCAAUAUUAGAUUUAAAUAGAGAUUUGGAUUUGUUGAAAAAAUUCUUUCGUUUUUUAUCAGUAUAUUAUACUCAUUCAACUGUUACAUCAGAAUGUUUUACUGACAAAUUAUUCAAUAAUAUUUUAAAUUAUGUUAAACAAACAAAUCAUACAUUUUCAAAAUUAGCACUUAUAUUAGGAGCCAUUGACCUUAUUUGUUCCUUUCAUGAGGGACGAAAAGAAGCAUCAUCUGCUUUUAUGGCACAUGCUGUUACACGAACAACAUGUCAAACAUUACUAAAUGUAUUAAUUGCUAUGAAACAUCUAGCAUCGGUGUCUAAUCGAAAAGAGUUAACUAAUGAAUCGUCUAGUUUGAAUAAUUGGCUACAAAGUUUAACAUCUUUAAAAUGGUUAAAGCCAUUAUGGAAAUAUGAUGAUAUUCAAGUUCGAACAACAUCGUAUGCAUUAUUAGCCAGUAUUAUUAGUCAACCGAGUGGACGAACAAUUUUAUUUUCAAAUGACAUUAGAGGUGAUACCGAUGAAGAAGAACGCCUAUUAUACAUGUUAUUCAAUAUUUUAUUAGACAAAUAUGAAUGUAGCUAUGUUAAAGAACAGAUUUGUAACGUCUUGAUUAGUAUUACCGAUUCUAUGAUCAUAGAUGAAUCAACAAUGACCAACAACAACAAUGUAACAGUUGCAGAAUUAUUAUGCGUAAUCAAUGAAAUAGAAUUUUUUACAAAAAUUGGCUCAAUUAUAAUGUCAAAUUUUUAUCCAUUUAUUACAUUGAAUAUAAAUGAUUUACGUAUUAAAAAUUCACAAGAAGAUAAACAAAUAGAAAAUGAUAAUAUAUUUUCAUCCGAAUCACUUACAUCUCCCAUGUUACUUGGUAAUAUUUGUUCAUUAUUAUAUAAUUUAACGAUGCUUUCAUCAACAGAAUUUACAAUUAUUAAUAAGAAUGAAAAGCGUACAAUUAAUUUUGCUCGAGUAUUAAUAACAUUUUUGGAUGUUAGACCGUUGAGUUCAAAUGAUCAACAGAUAAUUAGUGAUAAUGAAUAUCAAUCAUAUGUAGAUGAAAUGUUUUAUAUGUAUUCGGCAAUAGCAAAUUUUUUAUGUUUAAUCUAUGAUAUAGAUUCAACAAAAUCUGUCCACAAUUAUGAUUAUAUUACCGUUGAUAUACUUACACAAAUUGUUUCUUUACUAGGAUAUACAAAUGAAAAAGAAAAUUAUAAUCCAUUAAAAUAUUUUUGGCAAACAAAAAUAAAUGUAUCUCAAUUAUUAACCAAUAUUCUUCUUUAUUGUUCAACAAAUUUACGUCAUUUAACAAUCUAUGUAUUAACUAAAUAUGCAACAAGUCUCUUUGAAAUUAUCUCACUAUCAAAUGUAUCAUCACCAUCGUCAAAUACAACAAUAUCUUCUAUUUUACAUUUAUUAGCAUUAUGUAUUGCACAGUCAGUCGGAGAUGAACAAAAACAAUUAUGGAUAGAUUAUUUUGAUAAAACUAAUAUACAAACCAUAAGCAAUGGAACAAACAUUUUUAAUCAAUUAUUAACAAUUUAUGAAAGUUUAUUAAAUAUAGAAUCAACUGAUACGUAUAAACUGAUCGUAUCAAACAUGUUAAAAUCACUUUUACACAUUAGUCAAACGGCUAAACAAGAAGCAAUUAAAAACGGUUUCAUUGAAUCACAAAUGGAUCAUUUAAAACGUGUUCAAACAAAAUUAACAUUAUACUCAUUACAAACGGAUAAAUGUGUUGGCAAAGAUGAUGUUCUUAUCGAUGAAUGCAUACAAGUACUCACAAUCUUAAAUAACAUGGCAUACGAUUGUACGGCGGCAAAAGAAGUGCUUGCUACAAGUGGUUUAAUAUCAUAUAUUCAUCAAAUAUGGUGUUGGGCAGUUGUUGAUGUGCAAUUGUUAAACGCCAUUUUGCUUGUGUUGGCUACAAUCACGGCAAAAAAUCGAAAAGGUUGUGUCAGUGUAUGUGCCACAUUUUUACCGUCAACAACCGCAUUAACCAUACAAUCAGCCGAUCAACAACGUACAUUAUCAAAUUUAUUAUCGUAUGUACUAAAAUUAAUUACUAAACAAUUAUCAAGACAAAUUUCUCUGGAUACUGCUUUUGAUCUUAUUCAAAAUUGUUGUAUUGAAAUUGAAGGAAGAAGUAUUUUAUAUAAAUCAAAUUUUUUACAAAGUUUUGUUAAUCAUUUUGAACGUUUAACAAAAGAGCCAAAUAAAUAUGAUAAACGAUGGUUGGAUAUUUUAAUUAAUGUUUCUUUCUUUGCUGACGGACAAACGGCUCUCUUGAAACAUGCAAAUAUAUUCAAUAUUUUAAUACGAUUGGCACAAUCAUCUCCAAUUUCUAAUCAACGACAAACAUUAUUAAUUUUACGUAAUUUAGCAUUUUCACCGAAUCAUAAAGCUAGACUAUUGGGGGAAUCAAAAUAUAUUCCAACAUUAAUGGCACAUUUCUUUUCAAAAAUGUCAGAUAUGUCGUAUACAGCCUUAACAGCUGUAUGGGCACUUAUUGUUGAUUCUCAAAAGGCUAAAGUAGCAAUAAGAAGUACAAAUAUUCUACCAAUGUUAUUUGAAUUGAAAACAAACGUAAGAAAUCAUGAUAAUCUACUAUGUUAUCAUGCCGUCUCAAACGUUAUUCAAUUAUUAACAGAAGAUUAG